CAGUCAUACACACACGCAACAAGGUCCACGCAGCCCACCCACGCGUCGCGUCCCCCCACCCAGAACUGACUGCCUCUCACCAGCUUGCUCGAUACGGAAGCACGCAGAGAGAGAGAACCGAGCCAGACGCCCGAAGAUACACACGCGCAGACUGCUGAUAGAUAGAUAGGUUGACGGGGGAAGGGGAAAGGCACACACACACACGCUUACGCACUAAACGCCCUCCCUGGAUGUAUACGACAUGCAGUCCCCAAUUGCAGCCAAACCCACCCAACCGCACAGCCACACUCUCAGCAGCCUCUCGCAAAAUCGGAAAGGCGACUGACUGCAACCACGCCACCAACCAGUCAACUCAUCAAUCGGCUCUCGCCCUCUCACUCUGUCCGCAGCACCAGCUAUGCAGAAAUGAUCUUGCCGCCAAACGACUUGGCAAUGCGCUCGGACAACGAGCCAGUGCCCACGGCCGUCGGCUGUCUGCUACCGCUGUCGUUCUGCCGCGAGCCGCCCGGCUGAUCGAUGAGCUCCUGCUGCGGCCGCUUCUUGUCCGCACCCCCAGUGUGUCCCCCACUGCCCCCGCCCCCCUUUGCCCGCCGCCUCUCCUCCUUCUGGCGGCGCUUCUCGGCCUUCUUCUCGGCCUUCUUCUGCUUGGCCCGCAUCUUGCCCUCUUUCGGACCCUUGCGCCCACCUGCACCACCCGAUGCUUGACCACAGGCCACGGGAGAGGAACCACCACCGACAUCGUGCUCAUGCUCCCCCUCGCUGACGUCGGCCUCGCCGCCGUCGUCAUGCUCCUCCUCGUGCGCACCAUCGGCGUCGUCAUGGUCGCCAUGCUCACACGCCGGUGUGGACGUGGACGCCUCGGUGCUGUCGAGACAGUCAUUUGCGUCCUUCUUACCCACCCCCACCCCUGUCGUCCCUCCACCAACGCCAUCGUGCAGCUCGCUCCCCGACUCGCUGCUAGCCUUCUUGUUGCAGCCCUCGAGCGAGCUGGCAGCGGUCGUGCUGGCCCCCUCGCUGCCCGCCCCAUCAUUGGUGUCGCCGCUGCCCGUGCGCGUGUCGUCUGACUGGGAGGGGAGGGAGGGGGGAGGAGGGGACGCGUCGGAUGAGUCGUCGCAGAAGAUGACCGUCUCGCAUUGGGGGGCCUCUGGUUCCCCCUCCCCCUCAGCUGGACUGCCGGACUCACAGGCAGCAGAGGGCGAUGCCGAUGCCGAUGCGAUCGUGGUGUCCUCUUGUGUUGCGGGGGCGGAGGCGGGAGCGGGAGCGGCGGCAGGGGCGGGGGUAUCAGAUGAUGGGGAUGGAGACGGGGAUGGGGAUGGGGCGGCGGAUGGCUGAGCCGACUCGGCAUCAGCGUCAGCAUCGACUGCACCGUCAGCAUCACCGCUCCCAGCAGCGUGGUGCUCGGCGGUGAGUUUGGCGAUGACGAUCUCCGUGGCCCUCUCUAGGUCGCCCCCCGCCUCACUCAAGCUCGUCUCGAGGAGCGCAUCGUCGUCACAGGCCGUCCGCUUGGACAGCUCCUCCUUGACAAUGGCGUUUCUGUCCUCCCCGCCCUUGUGUGUCUUGGUGGUGGGGUCCUUCUUGUGGUGCUCGUGGGUCUCUUUGUAGUCGAGCAACUCGGCCAUCGUCAGCUUCUUGGGCGGACCGUCGCCCUUCUCGCCCGCCAGACGCACGGAAUCAUAAUGGAUACCUACACGGACAGCCGAAAUGGAAAGAAAUGAGAAACCGCAUCAGCCACCUGAUGCACUGUCACCCUGCCGUGGCAUGCAUCAUACCUGCGUCGUAGCAGAGCUGAACACAGGGGUACUCCUUUGAGAAGAAUUCCAUCUGGAAUGUCCCCAGGCCCUUUUGGUGGAGCAGGCAGUUGACUUGGUACAGGUGGCAGAGCGCAUGCAGCGCCUGCUGGCCGCCCCACUCGGUGUCCACGCGCAUGCGACUCACAUACGCGUCCAGCUCCUCAUCAUCCUGAGGGAUGGGGGAUGGCAGCGCACACACAGAAAUCGGCACACACGAUGCGUCAAGUGCCUGAUGUGGCAGAGUGGCAGUGCGUGUUGUGUUCUUCGGCCGAGAACGCACCUCCAUGAAGGGCUCGAAUUCGCUAGCAUGUGCCUCGACGUAGUCCAUAGCCUUCUGACGAAACUCAACGUGCUCAUCCUGGUCACCUGAACACACACAGACACACACAGACGCAGACAGACACACACAUACACGAGCUGAUCCUGUUUGUGUCAAGACACAGCUGCCGUGAGGCCUACCUGUGAUUUGGUCGGCGAAUGCCCGGAACAGGCAGUUGCCGUCGGGCUUCACUGACCGUAUCCAGAGGCCACAGUCCGCCAGACGGCUCCUCAAAUCACCAAAAUCAGGUCCACUCGAAUGCCGCUGGCGCCUAUUCUUUUUGCUCGCGCCGCCAGACGACCCGCCGCCCUUCCCUCCCCCGCCCUUGUUCUUCUGAACGUGCUUGUUCUUGCCCAUUGCCACACAGGGACGCUCUACGGCAGUUGACGCAUGACGACAGAGCUUGCGAGGGACGAAGGGAGAUCAGGUUGGUCGAAGAGGCAACAGACAGCUAUCAUGCUGAAGAAACACGCUCGCCAGAGAGUCGGACGAAGAGCAGAGAGGGU
Messenger RNA from Vitrella brassicaformis, 2615 nucleotides. NCBI's taxonomy places the organism in Eukaryota, Vitrellaceae. The record is from the annotation of a GenBank genome assembly.